AUGCAAGACAUUCGCUAAAUGAGAUAAAAGUAUGAAUCAAUAAAACAAUCAAAUCCAAACACUCCUAAGAAAUGUCUCACUCCUACUAUAUCCGCAUAAUAUGUCAAAACUAGUCCAGGAUUGCAGAUGACUCCUCCAUCGAAUCCAAGACUUAAAAAAAUAUGCAAUAAUUGUUUAAAUCGAUCACUUAUGAAAUAAAAGGAAUUCAGUGUUUAAUAACAACGAUAAGAGGAUUAAAAAUUGUACUAAUAAGUCAAAUAAUCCAUAGAUUAGGAAAAUUAAUAUAGAGACUAGUUGGCUGAAGAAAAAAGAAGGAAAUUCUUUACUUAUCAUAAAAUUAAUGGCGAGUUAAUCCAAUUGCAUUAAUAGAGAGUCAAAACUGAAUAAUAAAAUGAAUAAGUAGAAGUAGCUAACUUUUUCAAAAAGUUGGAGAAGGACGACAAUCUAAGAAAGAUAAAGCAAUUAGAAAAAAAGGAAUAAAUGCAAUAAUAUUAUUUGAGGGAUCUUAAAAAUUAAAUUUAAUUUAAGGAAGAAGAAAAAAGUUAGUAGAAAUUACAAAAUAACAAAUCUGACAUAAUAGAAUCUCAGUUUUGGACUCAAAUGGAGAAUGAACAAAUACAUAAUCAAUAAAUUAAAGCUUAAUAAUAACGACAGAUGAUAAACUAUUGGAAAUACACAUUAGGUGAAAAGCAGAAAUUGAAAUAAUAACAGGAAGAAAUGAACAAAAUAGAAUAAGAACAACUUAAGUAUAUACAGAAAAGCAAUGAAAAAAUGAUGAAGGCCUCUGAGUAAGCAAAAAAACAAUAGAUGGAAUAAUUCAAAUAAGAGAUUCAAUAUUAAGUUAAAAUUAAUGAGUAAAAAAGAAGAGACGAGGAAAACAAAAAACAACAGGAGUAUUAUAUUAUGAUUCAAUAAAAAUAACAAGAGGAGCAACGUGAAAAAUAGAAAUAAUUGGAUAAAUCUAUUGAGAGGUUAACUUUUAUAAAGGAUAUUGAGUAGUAGAUUAAUUUUAAAAAAGAGGAAAAGGAAAGAGAACUGAGUGAAAACGAAAAGAAAUUACUGAUUCAGGAAAAUCCUAUAAGUUUAGUCUGCUGUGAUGAAUGCAAACAUAAUUGUCCAUCAAAAGUUAUUACUAAUAUAUUAUAAUGA
Paramecium tetraurelia is the source of this 1149-nucleotide messenger RNA. RefSeq lists its product as uncharacterized. The record is from RefSeq and is a predicted model, not a curated record. The transcript has 3 exons. Lineage: Eukaryota; Ciliophora; Oligohymenophorea; Peniculida; Parameciidae.